Molecule: messenger RNA, 1665 nt
Organism: Numida meleagris (helmeted guineafowl)
Lineage: Eukaryota; Metazoa; Chordata; Aves; Galliformes; Numididae
Product: BPI fold-containing family C protein-like
Exons: 16
Coding region: 168-1586 (472 amino acids)
Molecular function (GO): lipid binding
Source: RefSeq, a predicted model, not a curated record
CUGAUACUACUAAAGGUGGCAGCAAUUGGCUGUAUUCAAGCUCUUGGCUCCUUCCUUUAAAAGACAGGCCUGUGGCUGUAGAGAGUUUUCUUGCAGUGUCCUCAGCCCUGUGGUCUGGUACAGCAAGACUUCUAUUUUCUGCCUUCGGAGGAGAGGUCCUUUAAAAAAUGAAGACGAUGGUGAAGAUUUACUGUUCACUCGUCCUGUUAAGUUUACUCAGUGUGCAGUUAAAAGCCAACCCUGGACUCAAAGUGAGGAUCACCCAGAAGGCCUUGGAGUAUGCCAAGGAGGUUGGGCUGGAGAUCCUGAAGAAGAAAAUGGAGAAGGAGCAAUUUCCAGACUUGACUGGCUAUGAGAGAUUUGGGCUUGGUAAUGUCAACUACAACAUCUCGAGAAUAAGAGUGACUGCUGUUGAAUUCCCCAGUGUUUCCAUCUCCCUCAUACCCAAGAGCGGGAUAAAACUGGUGAUUAGAAAUGCUUCUCUCACCAUUGAUAUGAACUGGAACAUAAGGACCUGGAUGUUCAAAGACAGUGGAAGAAGCACAGUGCACAUUUCCAAGGUGUUUGUUACUGCAACCUUUUUGACACCCCUGGAUAGUACGGAUCAUGCUUCAAUAUCACUUACCAGCUGUCGGACAACUUCUGGUGAUACAGACAUCAAGCUGAAUGGGAAAAGUGGCUUCCUGCAUGACUUCUUUAUCAAAUAUCUGAAGAAACCCAUUCACAGGAGUUUGGCCACUAAUUCUUGUCCCAACAUCAGAUCUGGGAUCCAGUUGAUAGCUAAGGACCUCCAAUCACUGAAUGUCCCAGUGCAGAUUGAUGAUUUGGCUGAAAUUGACUACUCGUUAAACAGGUUGGAAGUAUUCCGACCAUACAUUGACAUGGACUUAAAGGGGACAGUCUACCCAGCUGGAAAUCAUACUGGCCCUCCCUAUGUGGCAACUCCCUUUGCUAUCCCGGACCAAAGUGACUCCAUGCUCUACCUUGCCUUCUCUGAGUAUUUCUUUCAGACAUCCUUAUUUGCUUACUACACAGCAGGGGCCUUCAACAUCACCAUUGCAGAGGAGACUUGGAGGUAUUUUAAGAUAAGCACUGAGAUUUUUGGCAGUAUGAUCCCUGAGGUAGCCAAAUAUUCAGGUAUACCAUAUCCAGUUGAGAUGAAGCUAAUGGCCACUGAAAUACCUCUUGUCAGCUUGCAGCAGGAUUCCUUUACUCUGGAGAUUCAGGAAUCCAUGGAGGUGUUUGCUGUUUUGCCAGACUCAACCACCCAGUCAUUGUUCACAGUGAAUGUAGCAGCCAACACCAGCAUUGCCCUGAAUGUAUUUGAUCAGAAACUCACGGGCUCUCUAUGUCUGAACAGGCUCCAAUUCUCCCUAGUCCAUUCCAAUGUUGGCUCUUUUGAGAUCUCGCUUCUGGAGAACAUCCUGUCUUAUAUUUUACAGACUGAAGUAAUUCCAUCAGCCAAUGCUAAACUGUCCAAAGGAUUCCCUCUUCCCAAUUUGGCUAAUGUUACCUUGACAAGACCUCACAUUACAAUUGCACCGGGAUACGUGUUGAUUUCUACAGAUGCUCACUACAAACACUGAAGGAGAAGAGUAACCAUCUGUUAGGCAUGAACCUGAAAUCAGUAAGGGGACUCUGUUGAAAUAAAGCCUUGUCUAUACA